AGUUAUUAGUUAUCGGUUAUGACUUGAAACAUUGAAAAAUUUGGACCCCUUAUCUUUGAACCAUGUCCAUCAUCCACAACCUUAAACCCGCCACCUUACUCUCCCCUUCCUCUUCUUCCCGCCACACUUCCUCAUUCCCAUCAUUACCACCAUCAUCAUCAUCUUUCAAACCACUCAUCUCUUGCUCCAAUUCUUCAUUCCUUUCCCGAAGACUCUUCCUUCCUUCCGUUUCCGGCAUCUGGGACGCCUUAACCGGAGGAGGCAGCAAUAACAACAACAACACCAAUGAAGCAAUUCUCGCUAUUCGACGCGGAAUGUCUCUCUUCAGACAGGGUGAUGUUUUGGGGUCUGUUACAGAAUUCGACAGAGCAAUUGAGUUGGAUCCUCGUCAAAAGGCAUAUCUUUGGCAAAGGGGCCUCUCACUUUACUACCUUGAUAGAUUUGAAGAAGGAGCUGAGCAGUUUCGGAUAGAUGUUGCUCAAAAUCCAAAUGAUACAGAAGAGUCCAUAUGGUGCUAUCUAUGUGAAGCUCAACUAUAUGGAGUGGAUGAAGCAAGGAAGCGAUAUCUUGAGGUUGGCAGAGAUCCAAGGCCAGUCAUGAGGGAAACAUAUAACAUGUUUAAAGAUGGUGGAGAUCCUGAAAAGCUUGUAGCUGCAUUCUCCAAUAGCAGAGAAAGCGAUUAUUUUUAUGCUUCACUAUAUGCCGGGCUUUAUUACGAAUCUCAGAAAGAAAAUGAUGCAGCUAAAGUUCAUAUAGUUGCUGCUUGCAAAUCUUCUUAUGGGCAAAGAUCUGAUGAUUAUAUGGCUUCUCUUUCCAAGGUUCACUGUCUCUGUCGAAAUUGGAACCUCAGCUGAAAUAUUUUGUACAUGUCUGUGUAGCAAGAUGAAACUCAUUUAUAAGCUGUUCUAUACACUACGGUCUAUAGAGAUGGUUAAUAGAAUUUAUCACAUUCCUUCAUAAUUUCACUUGAUUUUGUGGUCUAAAUGGAUAUUAGUUCGUUAAAGUAAUGAUAUAUUAUCAUUUAGACGAGUACACUACCAUAGGGUUUUGCAUUUAUUAGUCUUUCAGAUAAUGUUUAUGUUUACAUUUACAUCAAUAUUGAGUUUUGACUCAAUGUAAAAAAUGUAGCUUUCCACCACAUACCUGAUCUACCUGAAAAUGCAGCCUUCCACAUAUCAUA
Trifolium pratense (red clover) is the source of this 1180-nucleotide messenger RNA. RefSeq lists its product as uncharacterized. Gene Ontology annotation, molecular function: protein binding. The record is from RefSeq and is a predicted model, not a curated record. Lineage: Eukaryota; Viridiplantae; Streptophyta; Magnoliopsida; Fabales; Fabaceae. The transcript is spliced from 8 exons. Gene Ontology annotation, cellular component: chloroplast. The coding region runs from base 63 to 854 and encodes 263 amino acids.